Molecule: messenger RNA, 8129 nt
Organism: Harpia harpyja (harpy eagle)
Lineage: Eukaryota; Metazoa; Chordata; Aves; Accipitriformes; Accipitridae
Gene: GJA8
Product: gap junction protein alpha 8
Exons: 3
Coding region: 348-1421 (357 amino acids)
Biological process (GO): cell communication
Cellular component (GO): connexin complex
Source: RefSeq, a predicted model, not a curated record
UAGUACCCAGAGCUAUAAACAACAGAGUUAUGAUAAUGGGAAGGAAUGCACAGGGGUUUUUGUUGUCUUUCUUUUUUUCCCAGAAAUAACUUAUUUCUCUCUCUUGGGUUGUUAAGCGCCUAAGUAGUUCUUGUACAAAUCUUAAUUAUCACUAAAAGAAGGUAUUAUUUUUCAACCCAUAACUGCUACUUGUAGGCCCAUGGCAAUUUUUUAAGCUAUUUUUAAUUUAUUUUUUUUUUACAUGCAAGAAACUUGCAGUGAUACAUUUCAGAGAGUCCUCUUUAUGGGUUUGAACUAAGGACCCCUGAAUAUAAAACGAUACACAACUACUGAGCAGACAGUAAGAAAUGGGUGACUGGAGUUUCUUGGGGAACAUUUUAGAGCAGGUGAACGAGCAAUCCACUGUCAUCGGGAGAGUUUGGCUCACAGUGCUCUUCAUUUUCCGCAUCCUGAUCCUGGGAACAGCUGCCGAGCUAGUGUGGGGAGAUGAACAAUCAGACUUUGUGUGCAACACUCAGCAACCUGGUUGUGAGAAUGUCUGCUAUGAUGAGGCCUUCCCCAUCUCCCACAUCCGGCUCUGGGUCCUGCAGAUCAUUUUUGUAUCCACACCUUCACUCAUGUACUUUGGGCAUGCCGUGCACCAUGUCCGCAUGGAGGAGAAGAGGAGAGAGAGGGAGGAAGCUGAGAGGCGUCAGCAAGUUGAGGUGGAUGAAGAGAAGCUGCCCCUGGCUCCAAAUCAAAACAAAGGCAACAACCCUGAUGGGACCAAGAAGUUUCGCCUGGAGGGCACCCUCCUGAGAACCUAUAUCUUCCACAUCAUUUUCAAAACCCUCUUUGAGGUGGGAUUCAUAGUAGGUCAGUACUUCCUUUAUGGCUUCCGAAUUCUCCCCCUUUACCGCUGUGGGCGGUGGCCCUGUCCCAAUCUUGUGGACUGUUUUGUCUCCAGGCCCACGGAGAAGACCAUCUUUAUUAUGUUCAUGCUGGUGGUGGCUUCCGUGUCCCUCUUCCUCAACCUGGUGGAGAUCAGUCACUUGAUCCUCAAAAGGAUCCGGAGGGCUCUGAGAAGACCAGUGGAGGAACAGCUGGGGGAGGUCCCAGAGAAGCCCCUCCAUGCCAUCACAGUCCCCUCCAUCCCAAAGACCAAAGGCUACAAGUUGCUGGAAGAAGAGAAGCCAGUGCCCCACUAUUUCCCUCUCGCAGAAGUAGGGGUUGAGCCCAGUCCCCUUCCAUCAGCCUUCAAUGAGUUUGAGGAGAAGAUUGGGGUGGGACCAUUGGAAGAUCUCUCUAGGGCAUUUGAUGAGAGGUUACCAUCAUAUGCACAAGCGAAGGAACUGGAAGAGGAGAAGACGGGAGCCAUCCAGUGGUUUACGUCUCUAUUAAAUGCCAAAGUCUCGAGUAAAACAAGGCCUUCCAAAACAUGAUUUAGACCUUUUGUGCCAACAGGUCUGUAGAGAACUCCCAGAGCCUCAGCAAAAUCUUUUUUUGUUACAAAAGGCAGAAAAGCAUGUGCUUGCAAAUGUUUAAAUCCCCGUGGAUUUCUAAUUUUAGGACUACAGCAGCAUCUUUCGGCUGAGACAGUGCAGCAAUGCAUUCAAAAAACUUCAGGAUAACAGCUGUGUCCCCCCAAAACUGAGCCUCAUGCCAGAAAAGUGCAGGUAUGCACUCUCAUCUGCUCUGCUCUGCAAACCUCAGACCCUGCCAGCUCAGCAAAUUCUUUCUGCUGGGCUGCAGCCCAUCCCAUUGUUCCCAGGGCAGGCUCUAAUCCAGGUCAGGAAAAAAAAGGUCUUUGGCAUAAUGCAUAAAACUCAUCCCGCCAUUAGCUAGAAAAGACCCUCUGUGGUCUCCCAUUGUAGUAGGGCUGACUCCAAGCCCAUUGAAGUCAAAUGGGUGUCUGAGAGCGCUCUGGGUAGGCUUGGGCUCAUACCUCCAGUCCUGCUGCAUCCCAGCCCAUGCAGCCACCAGUACAGUCAGUUCUGUCACUUGCUGAUCUAACCUGUUUGGUGGAGUUCCCCUGCCUUGUUAUGCAGCUGCCCUGUACGAGUGCAAAGGUGGCUAGACUUCACUGCUAAGUGAAGUAAGCUGUACAUAUGUAGAAAGUUUGUAGGGUGCAUUGGGAUUCUUCAGCAUCACAGUGGUGCCACGUAUUUUUUUUUUUUUACUAUUAAUCCUUUUGCUCCUCUUGGGCCUGCGUAUUUUCCCAAGUUUUGCUGCCUGAGGUCAAAAUCUUUGCUCCCUGGACAAAGGCUGUUAGGUUGUCCUCCCUUGUGAAGGAAGACUGGAAGGUACCUCCUCAGUUUUGGGAAGGAAUAUGACAAAGCAACACAUGCGAAGGCACGUGCAGAGAGAGAAUCUGGAGGCUACCAUUUAUCCACUCUCUUGACGCGGAAACAGGAGAACAGUUAACACAAAUGAAAGUCAACUGAGGAAAGAGAAUGUUUUUCAGCAGGAAAAGGGUCCACUGUGCCCAGUAUUCUACUAGAAUUCAAGCAAGGGCAAAAACUCAGAUGAACAGCGAAAUCACUACACUUAUACGAGAUGGGAUCUAUUACUUUUUAUUUUCUUCACAGAAAGAUAGAAGAGAGUUUUAAUGGUUCUAAGCAUAAACCAGCCCACUUGUCUAAAGGGGUAGGAAACACACUUGCCUGUAGGUAAAAAAAAUAUAUAUAUCUGUAACGGUUCAGUAUGAGGUAUCUUCCAUCUUCAGAGCGUCUGAUCCUUCCAGAUACCAACAGACUAGAUGAAUCACCCCCACACUUGUUUACUUCUAAUUACUUGACAAGUCCUUUUACAUACAAAGUAUUUUAAUAACCAUCCCUGUUCCUGACCUCUGACAUGCGUACCUUCAUUAGAUCUCUGGACUAAUUCAGACGAGUAUUUAUUCAUCACAGGUAUAUGGUCCACACUAUGGCUGUUGGGCGGUCCAGUCUUUAAUCAUCAGAUGUUGAGUAUGUCAUUCUUUUUCACUGGAGUGCUUCAGUAAAAUGCACUAUAUGCAGUGAACUCAAUGGACACCCUGUAGUUCUUUUACAGCUGCCACAGGAAAGGCCGUUUCUUCCUCUGGGUCAUGACAGCACAAUGAAACAAACCAGCAUUUUCCUCCAGUAUCCAGUCACCUGCUUGUUGAUUUUUUUUUUCAAGCUGGUUUUCAAGUACCCUGCCAGACUGCUAGCAAAUCUGUAGCCACCAAGUAUGAGCCACGGCAUCAAGACAGCCCUUCUCGGCAAACUGAGCAGGGAACUAACAGUCUGGCCUUCUGGCAUUCAGCCUCAUCUCUGCAAUGAAAUCACUGUGGGACUGUCAGCAACUCAUUCUUCCUUCUUGUACAAUUGGGAAUAAUUUUCUACCUCACAAAGAUGAUGUGAGGCUCGAUAUAUUGUGUUAGUAAUAGAACGGGAGGUCCUUGGAUGGAAGGCCCUACAGAUGAGCAAAGGAUUAUUGCUAUUUCUGGAUGUGAUAUCAUAUAAAUGUGUUUUAUUCCUUCUCAAUGAGACAAAUUUAAUCAUUUAUUCAAGAAAUUGCUGGUGAAGUUGCAUAACAGCCUCAGAGCUGUGGAUUCAGUGUAUGAUUCUACUCGAAAAAUAAGUAAGCAAAACAUAGAUAUAAAGAACAGGGAAAAUUAUUUUCUUGGGAAGGGGGAAGUCACUGAACAAUUAGAGCCAUGCCUGGAUCAUUUAAAGGUGUGUGUACCCCCUUGGCUCUCUGUGCAAAUAAAUAACUGGCUCUCUGCAAGGAGCAUUAAGAUGCAAGUGUCAAAAUCACCAAAGGAGGUAAAAGUAGAAGAGAAAGGUAGUGUCUUAGCUUACAAUAGCAUGUGGGAGUUGGUGUUCUCUAGUGUCUAGAGCAGUGGACCUAGGAUAAUAAUCUUAGAUUUAUUUCCAGCUCUGCUUCUGACUUGCUGUGAUAAUCACUUUACCUCUCAGCGCCUGUUUUCUCCACCUGUAAAAUGGGUGUAAGAAUUUCCACCUACCUCACAGGGAUGUUGUGAGGCUUCUUUAAUUCUGUUUGUAAAGUAAGUAGGAAUGAUCUGAUGAAAAGCACUGCUGAAAUGCAUGGUAUCCUUGUUCUUCCCUGGCAGAAUGGCUAACUUGGUUAAUAUGUAACUCCUCGACUGGGCGGGCAUUAGUUUGAAAAUGUGAACACUGCAUUGCACUGACAACAUCAACGCAGAUGUGGAUUUGCCAUGAGUAAAAAAGACUCCAUUGAUCCCCCACCCCUCUCUCCCACCUUAGCCUUGGCCUGGCCGUAUGAAGUAGCAGUGACAGUGUGGUUACAUGGACCCCUCUUCUCCAUCCCCAGCAUCCAUUCUGGGGCAGCAUUUAUGCUUAAAUAAGACAGUUUCUGGAGGGGGGUGCAGGCUGGGGAGCUCUAACAAUUUUAAGGGCUUUGCAAGGCAUGUAGGAGAGGGUUGUAUAAUGCACAAUAUUGCUGGGCUUCUGUUUUAAACCACUCAGUGCAAACUCCAAGUAAAUUUUCCAGAGUCUCCAUGAAAGAGUUUACAAUUGCUUAUAGCACGCAGAAAAAAAGCCCCUCUUCGUGAAUGCAAACCCACAAAUUAUCAUGUUAUACUGAUUCUUUCCUGUAAGUGUGAUAGAUACCAACGAUCCCUGAGUGCUGAAACACAAUGAAGUACAGAUUCCUCCUCCUGUAGGAAUGGAGACAUUUGGGGAGAUCUCUGCUCUCUAGGUCUGUGUAAGCAUGAAAUCUACUUACUGAGGGAGUAAAGCCCAGUCUCUCCUGCCACUCAGUAACUCACUGACUGAGCAGUUUUACAUUUAAAGAGUGGCCAUGUCACACAAUGCUGAAAAAAAGUGGCAGUUUGCUGUUUUGUAUAGAAAAUGGCUUUUCAGGCUGACAACUGAAAGUAAUCCUAGCCUAGGCAUAGUUUUGUUUAGUAAAGACAGGAACAGCUAUGAGAGCUAGACUAAAGCCUUCCUAUAAGCCUGAGGCAGUUGUGAUAAAAUGGUAUGCGGUGCCAGAUUUCCCCAAGGGCCAGGGUUGGAUAAACAUACCAAAAUCAGGGGACUUGUCUAAGUAUUGGAAUAAUUUUUUUUCCCCAACAGAAUGAUGCUACCAUUUCUUAGGCUCUGUGUGUGCUACGCCUUUUAACAUGGCUCGGGAAAGGGUUUUUGCCAACACCAAAUGUGCUUAUACAGUUGAGUAGUAACCAUGGCAAAUAAAUGUGUAUUGACUUGCCAAGAUGUAGCCUGGCACACAGUCCUUUCCUUGCAACUAGCUUGGCAUGCACCUAUUUCAGUAGAACCGGCAAGACUUGUGUCUCUGUCAACAAUUCAAGUUUUUCUCUCAGCAGCUUGACGUACAAAGAGACAUUGAAGAUUUGUUCAACCUAGAGAGGAGGUGGCUAAGGGGGUGGGGAAGUCUAACUGCUGUCUUCAGGUACUUAAUGGGGAGUUACAGGGAAGAUGGAGCCAGACUCUUGACAGAGGUGCACAGCAAAGGAUCAGAAGCAAUGAUCACAAAGAACAGCAAGGAAAAUUUUCACUAAAAAAUUCUGACUAGGAAAAAAAUUGUUCAACUGGAGAGUGGUUCAGCACUAAAACAGGUGCCCAGAGACGUGGUAGGAUCUCCAUCCUUGGAGGAUGAAGCCUGACUGGGAAAAGCGUUGAGCACCCUGGUCUGACUUUGAUGUUGGCUCUGCAUUGAGCUGAAGGCUGGACCAGCUGGUCCCUUCCAGCCUGAACUAUCUAUCCCAUGGGAAGCUGAAAACUCAGUGCAGCCACUGCAUGUGGAACAAUGGGUGUGGGGCACUUUUUGCCUCUCUGGGGUGCUCUGGUAGAAUUUGCUUAGGCUGUCCCGGCAGACAACACCAACUAAGUGGGCAUUGCAGCAGAGGCCGAUGCACAAACACAGUCAGCUGAUGUUUGGUAGCUAGAAAAGCUGCUUGAGGCCAGAACUAUGUGUUGUGUAACUGGUUUGGAAAGAACAUUACAAAUAAAAUAAAAUUAAAAAGAAAAGAGUAUGCUUGUCAACAGAGAAAAUCAUGGAAAUAUAAGGGGCUUAGGUCUUUCCAGCUCCCUUUAAUUUCAGUGUCAAGUGUGCCUUUAAAUCCAUCUGAAAGUGCAGAGGAUGGCAUUUUAAUGUUCUGUCAACAAAAACCUGGGUAUUUUAAAGCUUGCUGAUCUGGGAUGAAGCAGAACUGAAUAGAAAUGGUGAUUACAGAGCUACUGACAGAACAUUUUUAAAAAAACCCAGAGACUGUUGGCCUUCGCCUUGCUAGAUCCAGCCUGACACAGUAAAAGCAAAACAAGCCGUUUAUUGGUUUCCAAGGAGGAAAGUCUGUAUUGCUUGGAAAAGUCAUGGAGUAGCCUACUGAAAAAUUUUUAAGUCAACACAGCAACAAAUUUGUGGUGAAACAUUAAACAGAAAAGUUGGCUCCUAUGGUGUUUCCCUGAAGCUCAGGGGAGAGCUGGAUUGAAGGAUGAUUAGGAUAAGGAAACGCAGUUACAAAUGAGCAUACCAAAAAAUGCUGGAUUAGAAGCAGGCUGCAGGCAAAGGCCGAAGUGAGGAAGCCUGCAAGCUCAUGGGCCGAGUACCUCAUUGUAAGGAUAAGGCAAGCCAACGUGAGACAUGAAUUAAACCCAGUCUGUUACCAAAUCUGGUAUUCCUGGAUUUUAAGAAGGUCAGCAACUUUAAAGUAAUUUAAUUGAACUUUUAUGCACUGGUUUCUCUAUUUACUGGGUAGAAUUGAGAACCAGAAAUAGCAUGGGCAAAGCUUUUUUUUCCAAAUCCUUCUACCUAAGUAUAUGAAGAAUUACUGGGACAAAAAUGGUCAGGUAAGUUUCUCAAUACAUAUAUGCUAGUUCAAAGAAAAGUCAUAGACAACCCCAUAAAGGAAUUCAUCUAUUGCCAGUGAACACCAUCAUCUGAACUCACCAAAAAUAAAUUUGAAAGAAAUUCAGAAAUCAGAAUGAUGUCGGAUUACUCCCAGCUUCAGAGCUCCUGUUCAUGAAAACCUUUGGAGAGAAAAGAAAAUGGAUGGCCAGCUGCCAGCUAAGCCUAUUUGUCAUGAAUGUGCCCUGUAGCACUUUCUGGAACCCUGUGCUAUUUCUAAAUAUACUCUUGGCCAACAAACUGCCUUAAUUCAAUAUGCUCCACCUUUCCACUUUACUUGAAAGGCUUGACUUCAGCUCCCUCUACAAACUGAACAUAAAAUAGUCACAUUCACACUUUAAUAUGGGGAAGAAUAAAAUAUGGAACUGAGCGGAAACCUGCCAACGUACUGACCAGCCCUUCCUCCUCGUGCGCUGCCUCUCCUCUCUGGCCACCUCCAUCUAUAUUCUGUUUAAUGAAACUACCAGCCUCUCACAACUGAGAAGUUGUCUUUGUACCUGUGGAGUACCAUGGACCCUUCUCCCCACACAUGCACAUCAGCAGCUAUCUAAGGAGGAACAACACGGAAUAAAUUUCCUAUUUUCUUUUUACACUUUUUGUCUUCCCUGAAGGAGAAGUCCUGGGACUAGGGGGUGGAUCUGAGUUUUUCCAGUAGGAAUUAUCUUCUUCCCUGUGUGUUUCUCCCCAGGCUCAGGAAUCAGUAAUUUACAGCUAAGCAGAGGCAUGUUUCAAGCCUAUUUAUAAACACAUGCAAAGAAGAAAUUUUAAAGAGCUAUGACCAAACUCUGCCUUGUUUUUUAACCUUGUGUUGAAGUGAGUGGAGUUGCCAAGGUGUAAACAAGAGCAGAAUUUGGCUUUGUAUAAUUUACUUUUUAAAGGAUUUCCUGUUAACUUCUGUCUUUAAAAAGCAACCAACAACUAAUCUUGCCCCACAACCUACCAAUACAGAACAAAACAACCACAAAUCCCUCCAAACUCAGGAAUCUCACCGCUUUAGGAAAGAUCAGUUUCUAAGUAGCAGAUACAGAAAGGAAGAACAGGGAAGUCCUGAUCUCAGCUCUGCAUUAAUUGGCAGCAAGACCAGAAGCUGUAAAAAGAGAGGCCUCAGGUCAGAUAUGAUAAUCUGCUCCCUCAGUUCAUUUCCCCGUGAAAGCUGAAUGUCUCUUUCUCUUUGCAAUGCUGUAGACAAAGAGACAAAUUUCAAACCAAGAUGACUGACAGCAAGACAGAAAGCCAAACAAUCAAAGAGACUGUGGGACUAAUCCGGUGACUCGGCACAA